CAUGGUGGAUGCUCUGGGAGUUGUUCUUGGCAGCAGUCUGACGGUGAUGAUUGGAGCCACUGCGCUUUACAUCCUAAUACGCUGGUACCAGAGCGGACGCUGCUGUCAAGAGACAAGCUUUGUUUUUAACCUAUAUAACAUCAGGCAUCUGAAAUCAUCAGAUUUGGAGCUAGCCCCUCCAUUCACAGUCAGUGGCUCUAUUCAAACCCCAUGUCCAAUGUCUAGAUACCAUUACUCCCAUUUCCAGGACAGCGAGGCAUGACGUAGCAAGUGAAAGAAGACAAGGGUGACCAUGAAGAUAAAGAUCCAAACCAAAACCUGAAGACAGACAUUUUU
Messenger RNA from Spea bombifrons (plains spadefoot toad), 336 nucleotides. RefSeq names its product small integral membrane protein 35 (gene SMIM35). The transcript is spliced from 3 exons. The coding region runs from base 2 to 262 and encodes 86 amino acids. NCBI's taxonomy places the organism in Eukaryota, Metazoa, Chordata, Amphibia, Anura, Pelobatidae. The record is from RefSeq and is a predicted model, not a curated record.